AUGGGGGCAAAACAAAAACCCGAAUGGGAUUCAGUUGAUGCUGAGGCUGCGGCGAGCGACGCCAGUCUUCGCGAUCACACAAACGAAGAUCCGCAUGGAGAUGGAGACUUAAAAAAUGAUCCAUUUGGAAAUGAAGAGAACAAAGAAGUCAAAUACAGAACUAUGAAGUGGUGGCACUGUGGAAUGCUGAUGAUUGCUGCGAACAUCUCAUUGGGAAUCUUAUCGCUUCCUUCAGCGGUUGCAACUCUAGGCAUGGGGCCCGCCGCCAUCCUAAUUAUAUUUCUUUCCGGUCUCUCCUGGUAUACCGGAUACGUAAUAGGGCAAUUCAAGAUCCGCCACCCUCAUGUUCAUAGCAUGGGAGAUGCGGGCGAACUCCUGAUGGGACGGAUUGGUCGAGAAAUCCUAGGAAUUGGCCAACUGCUUUUGCUCAUUUUUCUCAUGUCAAGCCAUCUACUAACAUUCAAUAUCUUGAUGAACACUCUUACGAACCACGGGACUUGUACAACAGUCUUUGGAGUUAUCGGGCUCAUCAUCUGCUUCCUUGGUGCUCUUCCGCGCACCAUGGAGAAGGUGUACUGGAUGUCUGUCGCGUCCUUCUCGAGUAUAUUCAUAGCAACUUUAGUUACUAUGAUUUCCAUCGGUGUGGAUGCGGACGGACCUAUUCAAAAUGACAGCGUUAGAGAGGUCAGCUUUUACAAAGGCUUCUUGGCGGUGACCAAUAUCAUCUUUGCCUAUAUUGCACACGCCACGUUUUUCGGAUUUGUCUCAGAGACAGAAGAUCCGAGGACGUUCCCUAAGUCCCUAGCAAUGCUUCAGAUUGUUGACACGGUGAUGUAUCUUGUCACUGCAUUGGUUUUGUAUCAUUACGCUGGCCCAGACGUCAAAUCACCCGCCCUUUCAUCUGCGGGCCCUCUAAUGAAAAAGGUUUGCUAUGGUCUAGCUAUUCCAACAGUCAGUUUCAGUGAUUUCUAUUAG
Penicillium soppii is the source of this 975-nucleotide messenger RNA. RefSeq lists its product as uncharacterized. Gene Ontology annotation, biological process: amino acid transmembrane transport. The record is from RefSeq and is a predicted model, not a curated record. The transcript has 6 exons. Gene Ontology annotation, molecular function: amino acid transmembrane transporter activity. Gene Ontology annotation, cellular component: vacuolar membrane. Bases 1 to 975 code for a protein of 324 amino acids. NCBI's taxonomy places the organism in Eukaryota, Fungi, Ascomycota, Eurotiomycetes, Eurotiales, Aspergillaceae.